Messenger RNA from Globicephala melas (long-finned pilot whale), 7040 nucleotides. RefSeq names its product Ral GEF with PH domain and SH3 binding motif 1 (gene RALGPS1). Gene Ontology annotation, cellular component: plasma membrane. Gene Ontology annotation, molecular function: guanyl-nucleotide exchange factor activity. Lineage: Eukaryota; Metazoa; Chordata; Mammalia; Artiodactyla; Delphinidae. The record is from RefSeq and is a predicted model, not a curated record. Gene Ontology annotation, biological process: positive regulation of GTPase activity; Ras protein signal transduction.
CCUACUGCGGCUGGGCGCCGGCUCCGCUCCCUCGUCGGCCCGCGCUCCAGCUGCGCCCGGCCCUGGCCCGGCUUGGCCCGGCCCUGGCCUCCGAGCGAAGGCGCCGCUGCCGCCUGGGCCGCUCCCAGGGCCAUGAGGAGGCGACGGCAGCCAUUGCGGCCCGCGUCAAGGUGACCGGCCGGGACUGCGGCGGCGGCGGCGAGAGCGGGCGACCUGCCUGCCUGCCAGUCCAUCUGUCCAUCUGCCGUCCAUCCAUCCAUCUACCCACCCACCCUCGCAUCCAUCCAGUCCUUGUUCAGGGCCUGCUGAGUGCUAGCACUGUGCCGAGUGUGGGGCUGCAGUAGAGGAAAAAGACAAGUCUGGUCCUUGCUGUCUUUUGGCUCACAGUCUAGUAGUGAAGUUAACGGCUACUGUUUGGAAAGAGACGUGCUGGGAUGGUUUAUCCUAUUGGCCUGGGAUUAUGAAGCCCAACAUGUGUUUCUGGACUUCUUCAGACAGGUUAUGUCACCGACAGAGGCUGCCCUGAAGCUCCCUGUGGCCUGGAGACUAUGUACAAGAGGAAUGGUCUGAUGGCUAGCGUGCUGGUCACCUCUGCCACUCCACAGGGCAGCAGCAGCUCAGACUCUCUGGAGGGCCAGGGCUGCGACUAUGCCAGCAAGAGCUACGAUGCCGUUGUCUUCGAUGUCCUGAAAGUGACUCCCGAGGAGUUUGCUAGCCAGAUCACAUUAAUGGACAUACCCGUGUUUAAAGCCAUCCAGCCAGAGGAACUAGCCAGCUGUGGAUGGAGUAAGAAGGAGAAACAUAGUCUCGCUCCCAACGUCGUGGCCUUUACCCGGAGGUUUAACCAGGUCAGUUUUUGGGUUGUACGAGAAAUUCUAACAGCACAGACUUUAAAAAUAAGGGCAGAAAUCCUGAGCCAUUUUGUGAAAAUAGCCAAGAAACUUCUAGAACUCAACAACCUUCAUUCUCUCAUGUCUGUGGUGUCAGCAUUACAAAGUGCACCCAUCUUCAGGCUGACAAAAACCUGGGCUCUGUUGAAUAGAAAAGACAAGACCACCUUUGAGAAAUUGGACUACCUGAUGUCUAAAGAAGAUAAUUACAAGCGGACUCGGGAAUAUAUCCGAAGCCUGAAGAUGGUUCCCAGUAUUCCCUAUCUAGGCAUCUAUCUUCUGGAUUUAAUCUACAUUGAUUCUGCAUAUCCUGCCUCAGGCAGCAUCAUGGAAAACGAACAAAGAUCCAAUCAGAUGAACAAUAUUCUCCGAAUAAUUGCGGAUUUACAAGUUUCCUGCAGCUACGACCACCUCACAACCCUGCCCCACGUGCAGAAGUACCUGAAGUCCGUGCGCUACAUUGAAGAGCUCCAGAAGUUUGUGGAAGACGACAACUACAAACUGUCGCUCAGAAUUGAGCCAGGAAGCAGCUCCCCGAGACUAGUCUCUUCCAAGGAAGAUCUUGCAGCCCCCGCCAGCGGCUCCAGUUCUGCGAGGUUCAGCCGGCGGCCCACCUGUCCUGACGCAUCUGUGGCUGGCAGCCUCCCCACGCCCCCAGUUCCAAGACACAGGAAGAGCCACAGCCUGGGCAACAAUAUGAUGUGUCAGUUGAGUGUAGUUGAGAGUAAAAGUGCGACAUUCCCAUCGGAGAAAGCGAGGCACCUGCUGGACGACAGCGUCCUGGAGUCGCGCAGCCCCCGCAGGGGCCUCGCCCUCGCCUCCUCCUCUGCCGUCACCAAUGGACUCGCCCUCGGCAGUAGUGAGAGCUCAGAGUUUAGUGAAGAGAUGUCUUCAGGGCUGGCAAGCAGGGGACGUCUCUAUGCCACGCUGGGGCCCAACUGGCGGGUUCCAGUUCGGAAUUCUCCCAGAACCCGGAGCUGCGUCUACAGCCCCACCGGCCCGUGCAUCUGUACGCUGGGGAGCUCGGCAGCGGUCCCCACCAUGGAGGGGCCUCUGAGAAGGAAAACUCUGCUCAAGGAAGGACGGAAGCCCGCGCUGUCCUCGUGGACCAGGUACUGGGUCAUCCUCUCAGGAUCCACCCUCCUGUACUACGGAGCCAAGUCCUUGAGGGGCACAGACAGAAAACACUAUAAAUCCACACCUGGCAAAAAGGUCUCCGUCGUGGGCUGGAUGGUGCAGCUGCCCGAUGACCCCGAGCACCCGGACAUCUUCCAGCUGAAUAACCCCGACAAAGGCAAUGUUUACAAGUUCCAGACUGGUUCCCGGUUUCAUGCAAUACUGUGGCACAAGCAUUUGGAUGACGCAUGUAAAAGCAACAGGCCUCAGGACCAGGCUUCAGGAGAAAUGCUUUACGUGCAGGAAUUGGCCGAAUCCUCCCAACAUCCCUGUGAGGUAGGUUCCCAUACUGUCUCCGUUUUAUGCUGAGGACACUGAGGCUCAGAAAGUGGCAGACACUUGUUUAAGGCCCCACGGUGAGUAAGAUCUAACCCCGGUCUGCCUGACACCAGAGUCUGUACUUGCCGGCCCGGAGAUCUCCCGCCGCAUGCUUCCUGGGGGGGAGGCGGGGGGCGGGGACCUGGCUUGCUCAGCCUCCUGCCAUUGAGCCAGAGGCCUGGAAGCACAGCCUCUGCUGUCCAGGCUUGCUAGAGGGAUGGCUACUCAGCCCUCAUACCAGCCCGGACAGCAGGUGGGCUGCUGGGGCCAGGAGCACUGAGCUUCCCUGACCUGUUCCCCAGGGAUGAGCUGGAAGAGGGGCUGGGGAGCCGGGUCCCUCUCCUCCGUCUGGAGAGAGAGCGCCAUGGCUGGAAUAGACGGUGGCAGCUUCGAGGAGGAGGAAGGUAGUGCCGAGUUCACAGCAGGCGUGUGAGGCCGGGAGGGCAGGGGCUGCAGUGGUGCUGGUCACAGCACAGUCACAGACUUCCUGGCCCCUCAAAGCGGCUCUCAUAAGGCAGAGGGAGGUCUCUAGCGGUGUAUCCCAUGAUUCUGUGCUCAGUUUGGGCCUAUUCAGGAUUUUCAUCUGUAACAUCGAUGAGGACACAUGUAACAAGCUGAUCAAAUUCUACACGAUAAGAAGCUAGACGGCGAAAUUAGCAGAAAGUCCUGGACAAACUAAAACAGUAGGACAAGACUGAUAAAGGGAUACACUUGAGGCACCACAGGGAAACUGCAAAUAAAUUGCAUUCGAGUCCCUCAACUCACUUGCUAGAAAUUUGUCUGGGGCGUAUGCGCGCACAUGCACACACAGGUGUAUGGGUGAGAAUGUCCACUGCAGCAUUGUCCUUAAUAGAAAGAGGAAAAAAAGCACCUGGAAACUCGGCGACCCUCAGUAAACCCCUACUGUGUACCCCCGAUCUGUGUGUGAUCACCUGAAAGGGGCUCCAAGACAUACGUGAAAAAGUGAAGUGUGCAAACACGCGUAAGGGCAAAUCUCAUUUGUAUUAAAAUACACGUGCACAUUUAUUACAUGCGUGUCGGUGCCCAUAAAACGUCUAAAAUGACGUGCAAGAAAACUACAGCUCUGCGGUCUCUAGACUGUAUUUUGUGCUUGAGCAAAUGUAACUGCCCAUCUCCACGAUGGGGAGACCAGGGUCUUUGGUUGAAGGUUACCUCAAGGCGAUGAACAAGGUGCUGCCUCAGGUCACGUUAAGAGAGGAAGAGCGUCCUGACCUCCUCCGCCCUGGUCACUCCGUGCAUGCCUGGGGUCCCUCCUUAGCUCUGAGGGCCACUCUGAGAGCACACUGCACUGGAGCUCACCUGCCACACACAGGUGACCCGGAGGAGUGACAAGGACUGAGGUGGGCCACACAGAUGGUGGGGGCAGAGAGAGGCAGGGCCUUGGUGUCUGCUCCACAGUGACAGUCGUGGCCCUGGUGGGGGGGGCAGCCGGGAGCAGGGACGGUUGCUCUGAGCAAGUGUCCUCUGGCUCUCUGGGGGUGGAGGCAGCCUGAGGGUAGCAGCAGCUGCGCAGCAGGUAGCAGGGAACUGGGUCAAACCCACUUGGUAGAGGAGGUGUUUGGUCAGAAAGACAAAUGGACUGAAUUUCACGUCUGGCAAACAUGGUAUACCAUGACAAGCUUUGGCAACGUUUAAGUAUUUUUGUCCAGUUUUUAGACCUAAGGGAGACGGUCUUCUAUAUUUUCUACUUUUUUCCCUUUUUAUUUCUAAUUUACUUUCAAACAAAUGUUCCCACCCUCUGCUUUAUGUAAUAAGAAAAAAUUGGCAAAACUAAAUAUUCCACAGCAGAGGACUAUUGAAAUAAGCCACACUACCUGCAUGUGAUGGCAUGGGGCUCCGAUGAGGGCAUUACAGAAAUGCAUCUACUCCUGUAGAAAAUCUCAGGGACUAAGGUGACUUUUCUUUUUUGUGGAACUGCAUUUCUUAAAAUUGUGUGUGCUAGCACUGAAUACACUUCAACUUUAUCGAUAGCAUAUGUGUAAGGUGUAAACCACAGCAAUAAAGCAAACACUCGUGUACCCACCACCCAGUCUAAAGGCAGGACCUCCCCAGUCCUCGGAACACCUCCCUCCCAAGGGCUCCUUCCUAAUUCUGUCUCCCUCCCGCUCACCUGUGCCCCAUGACCACUCUCCUGAUUCGUUUGUUUCCAUUCCCUUAAAAUGUGAACACGUGUAUUUGGUUCCUUAAUGUAUUGUCUGGGGUACAUUUUUUAAAACUUUUUUUUAAAGAAUAGAACCAUAACUGUCUAGUUUCUUCUGUGACUUGCUUUUCUCCUACAGUAUGUUCCUAAGAUUCCUCUAUGUCAGUGUGCAUAGCUGUCAUUCAUUUACUUGUAAUUUUUUUUAUCAGUUCUUCUGUCCGUGAUCCCAAGAAUGAUUUCCUGCUUUUGGCUAUUCUGAACAGUGCUGCUGUGACCGUUCUUAUAACUGUCUCCCAGUGCAAGGAGAUGCAUUGUUUCCAAUUCAUCAUUUUGACCAAAUUACCACCAAGAUGGAUUUGUUUUUGAUGAAAUUGCUUCUCAUCAAAUUUCCUGGAACCCCACGGCAGUGCUGGGGGAGGAGGCCUGGGGCUGGGGGCGUGUCCGCAGCUUUGAGGGGAAGGAGAAACACCCUGACCUUGGGGCUGGUGGUCCCCCCAGUAAAGGUAGCUGGGAUCUGGGCCUGGGGACACAGCAUGGGGAGCCUUGGGGUUCCCGAUAUCCCCAAAUUUCCCCCUUCUCCUUGUGCUUCCACUUGCCAACUCCUGCCACCCGCUAACCACCCCCUCGCCUCUCCAGAGGCAUGUGCUUAUCCUGCAGGAUUGGUCAGCUCUCCACUCCAAAAUCACUUGUGCUUUAACCCAAGGAUAGAGGUUGAGAGCGUGGGCGCUGGUGUCUUAGCCCUGUCACUCACCCGCUGUGUACUUCACCUCUCUAAGCCUCAGUUUCCUCAUCUUUUUAAUGGGGAUAAUUCCAGUACCUGCCUCCUGGGGUUGUUGUGAGGACUCAGGACACAAUACAGAUGCGGUACUCAGAGCCUUGCCUGGCACACAGCAGCCCCGUAACACGUGGUGGCUGGUACCACUGCUGUGCCCUCUCCCCUUCCCCCACCACCCACUCAUUCACAGACUGACUGGGAGAGGCCUGAACCCUUCCCUUAGGGACCACCCCCUGUCCCCUCCUGAAAGGUCAGAACUUUGACAAGAGGCUGAGCUUUCUCUUCUAGGUACCUGCAAACCUUAUGUCAUUUGAAUAAGUCUCUGCAGGACUUAGCGUGACUUCAGAGGCCUCUGGGAGCCGGCCUGGGACUGGUGGCGAAGCACGUGUCCGGGGCACAGGCCUUUGGUGGGGUGCUGGGAGACUCAGAGCUGGACUCAAGGGGACACGGCCGAGGCCUCACAGUCCAGAGGGCUCCACCGGUGCGGGGGUCCGCCUGCCGAUGCCCAGCCACCCCCAUGACCCCCAUUCUGCAGCACCGCCUCACGGGGCCGUGAUGGGUCCCCAGACUGUACAACCCGUCCUCCCUCCCUGGGCCCUCAUCCGUCCACCAGCUGCUGCUGCGACCAGAGAGCAUCCGUCCCACGUUGGGCCCCCAGUGCUUUCUCCUGCACAAAAGAGUGGACAGCGUCCCCCCGCGUGAGGGCUGGAGGGAAGGGACAGGCGGGGACUGGCUCCAGUGUGCCGGGUCGCUUGCCCACAGGGCUGCCUCAGAUUUUGUACAACCCCGAAGCGUCCUCUGCGUGUGCGUGCCGUGUCUGUGUGCGUGCAAGCGAGCGAGUGUGGACUCUCCGAGAAACAUGCAUUUUGGCACAAGACUCGUGACAUCACACACUUCAUUCUCUUUGAGGCCCUGCUUUAACCUUAAGCGAUAGGCUGGUCCACCGAGGAAGGUCAGAGUGAGAGCCCGGAUUCCUUCUGUGUUAAGGGUCCCUCGCAUUCUUUUACUGUAAACAAACAAUGCCUUAAAUCGUGUCUUGUUUUCUGUUCCUAUGGGUGCUAUUCAUCCGGAAGGCCUGCUCCCUGGGCCCCUGGGGCCCUCCCAGGCCUUGUUGCCGUCAGCUCUUCUGAGGCAAGACCCAGCUUCGGGACCGUGGACUGGGCCGGCACUGGCCUGCUUGCUUCCUCCCAGCCCCACUCCUGCAGGGUCUGAAGGCCCCGCUCUUCUCACCCCUCCCCCCGCCCCCGGGUCAGCAUGGGAAGUCCUGACGCUUUCUGCCAGCUUCUCGAGGCCUCCUGCGCGCACGAUGACCUGACCGGCUGCUCAGAAGCUACUUUGCACCGACCUCUCCCCGAGCAAGGCUUUUGCUCCCAUCCUCUCACCCCUUUGCCUCCACUGCCAGGGCAGGGCCACUGGGAUUCUUGAUUACACUGGGGAGCUGAGUGACACUGAGGCCUUAAGCUCCCCCAUUCUUGCCCCCAAACACAGUCACCAGCAAGUUCUCCAUCAUCCAAGUCCAAGGGCACAAUUGUUGACGACCAUGGUGACGAGAGCAAAGCCCUGGGGAGGGGACGGUCCGAGCUCUGCUUUCGGCUGAGAGCUCUUCAGGUGAACAAUGUCCUUCAUCUGUCACUCCUUGUCAUACUUUUAAGUGACUUUUAUUUUGCACAAAUACAUUUUUAUUUAAAGUAAUGAAUAAAAAUUAGCUUUAUUUAUGGUA